Molecule: messenger RNA, 1476 nt
Organism: Camellia sinensis
Lineage: Eukaryota; Viridiplantae; Streptophyta; Magnoliopsida; Ericales; Theaceae
Product: syntaxin-124
Biological process (GO): intracellular protein transport; exocytosis; vesicle fusion
Cellular component (GO): SNARE complex; plasma membrane; endomembrane system
Molecular function (GO): SNAP receptor activity; SNARE binding
Source: RefSeq, a predicted model, not a curated record
UCAAGCCUCUAAUAAGUCUCAUCCAAACCUCACCAAAACAUGAAAACCCACUUCAUUCCUUGAUGAAGCCUUUGCUUUGUUCACCUUCUCUUCUUCUUCCUCCUCCAACAUACCAUGAAAAGACUGCACUUGUAGGGAGAAGAGAAGAAGGAAGGUUUGAGCAAAGCAAAGCCACUCUUUUCCUCCACAGAGUUUUGCAUCUCAUUCCCCUACAAAACCAUCCAUUUGUGGUGAAUUAAAUUUAGAAGGCAGUGUUUUUUUUCUUCUUUUUUCUGUCAAGAUGAAUGAUCUCUUCUCGGGAUCGUUUAAAAAGUACCAAGACCUCAAGCGCCAAAUCCACUUGGAUGACAUCGAGGCUGGUGGUAGUGGGGAGACGGGGAAUGAGACCGUUGAUCUUGACAGAUUUUUCGAAGAUGUAGAGAAGGUGAAGGACGACAUGAAAGAUGUCGAGAGGCUUUACAAGAGGUUGCAGGAGUCAAAUGAAGAGUGUAAGACGGCACACAAUGCCAAAACAAUGAAAGAGGUACGGUCCCGGAUGGAUGCGGACGUGACACAAGUUUUGAAAAGGGUCAAAGUUAUUAAGGGGAAGCUUGAAGCGCUUGAGCGGUCCAACGCAGCCCACCGGGGCAUUCCAGGGUGCGGGCCUGGUUCAUCUGCUGACCGGACACGAACCUCGGUAGUUAGUGGAUUAGGAAAAAAACUUAAAGUUAUGAUGGACGAAUUCCAAGCCCUAAGGGCUAAAAUUUCGUCCGAGUACAAAGAGACGGUGGAGAGGAGGUACUUCACGAUAACCGGGGAAAAGGCGAACGAUGAUUUGAUUGAGAACUUGAUAUCGAGUGGGGAAAGCGAGACAUUCCUUCAAAAGGCCAUUCAAGAACAGGGGCGAGGUCAAAUCAUGGACACUAUUUCUGAGAUACAAGAGAGGCACGAUGCGGUGAAGGAGAUAGAGAAGAACUUGAUCGAGCUCCACCAAGUGUUCUUGGACAUGGCAGCGUUGGUGGAGGCACAGGGCCAGCAGCUGAACAACAUAGAAAGCCAUGUGGCGCACGCGAGCUCGUUCGUUAGGAGAGGGACUGAGCAGUUGCAAGAAGCGAGGGAGUAUCAGAAGAGCUCCAGGAAAUGGACUUGUAUUGCAGUUGUUCUUGGAGCUUGUGUACUCGUCCUCAUUCUUUUCCCAGUUUUGUCAUCUGUUUUGGUUCAUGUUUUGUAGACAAUUGUCUUUUUUUUUUUCAAAAAAAAAAUACAAAAUCCAAGGUUAAUGUUGCCAGUGGCAAAGGACCUGUCUGGUGUUUCAAAAACUGAAAGAGGUUGUUGUCUGUCUUCUUUCCUAUCUUUGUGGGCUUUUGUUUGUUUGUUUCAUCAAGACAUUGAUCUAUGGAUGUAGAUGUCACUUUUACCUGUAUCAAUUUCGUUUUGCAUGUUGUGAACAAUAUUAGAUCAACGGGUUAAUCAAAAGUCUCUACCUUCAUGAUUGAA